AUGCCUCGUCAAGUCGCACCACCGCCCUCGGGAGAGUUCCAGGUCGUUCUGACCAAGCCCUUCAAUGCUAACAAUGCCAAAGGCGACCCAGAGCACAUGAUUGAAGUGAUCGGAGAGCUGAACCGUCCAGCCUCGGUGCGCUCGUCACAGUACACCGGCAACUCCAAGUCCUCCGAGAAGACCGGCGACAUGCCAAAGUACGUUCUCUUCCACUAA
Messenger RNA from Saxophila tyrrhenica, 216 nucleotides. RefSeq lists its product as uncharacterized. NCBI's taxonomy places the organism in Eukaryota, Fungi, Ascomycota, Dothideomycetes, Mycosphaerellales, Extremaceae. The transcript has 2 exons. The record is from RefSeq and is a predicted model, not a curated record. The coding region runs from base 1 to 216 and encodes 71 amino acids.